AUGCUAGUUCCUGAAGGGUCAUUAAAUCGAAGUAAUGGUGGCGUUCCUACCGGUGGGGUUAAGAAGAAGCAGGCAGCCGGACACGAUAGUGACAAACUCAACCUUCCAGCCCAUCAAGAGCCAGGUGAUCUACUAACCCCGAAAACGUCGAAAGCUUGUAAGGUGGGAUCACAGGUCAAGCCAAAAGCAGACGGGAAGAAAACGGCAGCGAAGGAAAAAUUGAAAACAUCUGAGCAACGACCGACGGACCAGAAGGAGCUGAAAAAACCCAGCGGACUGCAGGCAGAGGGAUUCGACAAGAAUCCGUCGAAAGCAGGCAAUAAACCGUCGGCCAAGGGUAGUAACCAGGCACUACCAACGGAAACCGACAAGAAUCUACCGAUAAGCAUUGGAAAGGCGAAGUCUGUAGUAUCCCAUGUAUCCAGUCGGGCAUCCAGUAGAUCCUCGCAAUCGCUUGUUAAGCUGAAGCUGCAGAAGCUAGAAGAAGAGCGGAUCCUAAACGCGAAGAAGAUGGAACAAGAACGAGUGUACUUGGAGGAGAAAUACAGGCUGCUGGAAGCGAUGGCAAGCGAGGACGGGUCGAAUACGAACAGUGAAUCGGAUGUCGUGAGAAGAUGGCUACCUCAAGCGCAAUCAAGUCACCAUUCGCAACCGGAAGAUCAAGGUUCGGUGGCCCAAGAAUCCCUCCACCCCGUCGCUGACCAAUUUUCCAAUCAUCGCUCUAGAGCACUCAUCGAUGGCCCACGUAACAUACUCGAGGAGAUUCGACGCGAAGGCCCACCGUACGUCGGCCGUCUGCCGGAACGUGAAGAAGACUUCUUUCCGCUAACUAAGAAACAGCUAGCUGCGCGGCAAGCCGUUGCUAAGGAUCUGCCCCAGUUCUCCGGCAAUCCUGAGGAUUGGCCACUCUUUGUGGCAACCUUCAAUAAUACGACAGCCAUGUGCGGCUUCAGCAAUGAUGAGAAUAUCUUUCGACUUCAGAAAAGUCUUAAAGGACGAGCAUUCGAAGCGGUGAAAAGCCGUUUGGUACAUCCCUCGAAUGUGCCAGGUAUUUUGAAGACACUAAAGAUGAUGUUCGGACAGCCUGAAGCCAUCGUUCACACGCUCAUUGAAAAAAUCCACACCCUGCCGGCCAUCAGAGAAGACAAGCUAGAAACCCUAGUGGACUUUGCCGUGAGUGUGGAGAAUUUCUGCGCGACGGUGGAUGCAUGCGGCCUGGAUGAAUACCUGUACAACACUUCACUUCUGCAUCAACUGGUGAGCAAGUUACCUCCAACCAUCAAGCUGAAUUGGGCGCAGUACAGGAUAUCUAUCCCAGGGGUCAACCUAGCAGCGUUCAGUACCUGGAUGUACUCUCUUGCUGAGGCAGCAAGCACCGUGAUAAUUCCGGAAACCACAAAUGAAAAGACCAUUCGGAGCGAAAGGAAGAAGGGAAAUGCCUUCGUCAAUGCUCAUUCCGGAAAUGCUUCCCCGGUGCCCCCGGCGACCAAACCAUCUAGCUGGAAGAAUCGCAGUGCCAACGACGAAUGCAUUGUCUGCAAGGAAGCAUGUCUGGCGGUCGACAAGUGCAAGCGCUUUCUGGACUUCUCCCGGGACUCACGCUGGGCCAUAGUACGGGAGUUCGGACUUUGUCGUCGCUGUCUCCGUCGCCACAAUGAAGAGUGUCAAGCCAAGCCUUGUGGGAAGAAUGGGUGUCAGUUCAAGCACCAUGCACUGCUGCACAACGACCACAAACAUCAACCGCCAUCCACACCAGCAACGUCUGCAAACACGAGAAUAAUGCCCCGUACAAUUGGGCAUACGGAUCCUCCUAGAGCAGACGCUGACUCGACAGCGCAUGGGUGCCACACGCAUCAAACCAAGUCAAGCAACAUCCUAUUCCGCUACGUUCCAGUAAUUCUACACGGAGAACGUGGGUCGAUCCGUACCUACGCAUUCCUGGAUGAUGGUUCGGAUCUUACGCUGCUGGAUGAAGAGUUGGCUGACGAGCUCGAGCUGGGUGGAGAAGUUCGAUCACUAUGCCUUCACUGGACCGGUGGUACACAGCGACGAGAGACAAUGUCAAGGAUCAUCAAGUUGGGGAUCGCUGGAGUGCAUAGUGGAGCCAAAACCUUCACAGUCAGCGGUGCGCGCACGGUGAACGAACUUCUUCUUCCGUAUCAGACAAUGGACAUAGAAGAGUUGUGUUCAUUGCAUUCCCAUCUAAAGGGGCUUCCGAUCGUAUCGUAUCACAAUAUUCGACCACGCAUUCUCAUCGGACUAAAGAACCAGCAUCUCAGCCUUUCCCUCAAAUGUCGCGAAGGCAAGCCGAACGACCCCAUUGCCAUCAAAACUCGUCUCGGCUGGACAGUAUGUGGAGGAGGAACAUUUGAAUCUGCAACUAGUCCAGUGCACUCUGUCUACCACAUUGGAUCUUGCGAAAAUGACUAUAAAAUGGACGACGACCUACACCAAACUAUCAAGGACUAUUUUUCGCUGGAUAGCUUGGGAGUUAUGAAGCCACAACAGGCCCUUCUCUCCGUCGACGAUCAACGAGCACAGUAUUUGCUUGAAUCAAUGACCAAGUUCACAGGAGAACGAUACGAAACCGGCCUCCUUUGGCGUCACGACAACGUCCGAUUACCGGACAGCCAAAAAAUGGCCCAGCGGCGGUUCCAGUGUCUUGAAACGCGCAUGAAGAAGGAUGAAGUGCUCUCCAAAACAUUAAAGGAAAAAAUGGCCGACUACGCAGAUAAAGGCUACAUACGAAAAUUGUCCAAUGAAGAGCUGCAGCAACCAUUCAAGCGGGUGUGGUAUCUUCCGAUAUUUCCGGUGACGAAUCCAAACAAACCGGGCAAAGUGAGGAUCGUAUGGGACGCAGCGGCCAAGGCGUUCGGCGUAUCGCUUAAUUCUGCUCUGUUGAAGGGUCCCGAUCACCUUUCGUCGUUGUUCACCGUGUUAAUCGGGUUCCGUGAGCGCCCCGUAGCCUUGGCAGGUGACAUACGUGAGAUGUUUCACCAAGUUCAAAUCCGGAAAGAAGACCAACAGUGCCAGCGGUUCUACUGGAGGGAUGAGAACGGAGAAGUAGUAGUUUAUGCAAUGAGCGUUAUGACAUUCGGCGCCUGUUGCUCCCCUAGUAGCGCUCAUUACGCCAUGAACCUGAACGCAUCGCGCUUCAACCAGAAACAUCCAGCCGCCGUUGAGGCAAUUAAGAAACGACAUUACGUUGACGACAUGUUGGUGAGCGCCAAUACCGAAGAAGAAGCAAUCAAACUUGCCCAGGAAGUAAGGUUUGUUCAUUCGCAGGGAGGAUUUGAAAUCCGCAACUGGACUAGCAACUCUCAAAGUGUCUUAGCAACCCUACGUGGAAGUAACGCUGUGGAAAAAAGCUUAAAUCUCUCGCCAGAAACGGAAGCUGAAAAGGUGCUCGGGAUGUGGUGGUGUACAUCUGCAGACGUCUUCACCUUCAGGGUCAGUUGGAACCGCUACGACUGCAACCUAUGGAACGGAUGUCGUCAUCCCACAAAACGGGAGGUACUACGGAUUCUCAUGACGAUUUUCGAUCCUCUAGGACUCAUUGCGCCGUUCCUAAUGUUCCUCAAGAUCCUUCUACAGGAAAUCUGGCGUAGCGGCAUCCAGUGGGACGACAAGAUCAACGACAACGCAUUUGCCAAAUGGCGUAGCUGGCUGCAAGUCCUACCGCGAGUUGAGGAAGUGCACAUACCACGAUGCUUCCGCUCUCAAGCUGCCUCUAGGUACGACGAAGUUCAACUUCACACAUUCGUGGACGCGAGUGAAAACGGCAUGGCCGCUGCAUGCUAUCUAAGAUUCAUGCAAAAUGGAUUUGUCUGGUGUCACCUAGUUGCCGCCAAAACAAGAGUUGCUCCUUUGAGAUAUCACUCAAUCCCACGACUGGAGCUUAUGGCAGCGGUUAUCGGCACGAGGUUAUCCCGAACGGUUGUCGAUUCCCUGUCAUUUAAUAUGAAUAAGCAAUUCUAUCAUUCAGAUUCUCGGGAUGUGCUUUGCUGGUUAUAUUCGGACCAUCGUCGUUACACACCAUUCGUUGCCUGUCGAGUUAGCGAGAUUCUGGAAUCAACGGAGCAAAUCCAGUGGCGUUGGGUUCCAACGAAGCUAAAUGUCGCGGAUGAAGGAACAAAAUGGGAGAAGUUUCCCGACAUGACUCCUGAAUCCAGGUGGUUCAUCGGGCCAGAAUUCCUACGCCUUCCGGAAGAAGCGUGGCCACGUCAACCGUCGAAAGCCAACAAGACCGAUACUGAACUCCGCCCAUAUCUAUUAACCCAUUCCACCGUACCUGACCCGGCUAUCAAUGUCUCCAGCUGGAAGCAGAUGGUCAAGGUAGCUACGCUUGUACACCGUUUCCCAAAAAACUGUCGUCUGAAGCAACAGAAGAAGCCUAUCCUGUGUGGUCCCCCUUCCACUGAAGAAAUACAGGUCGCCGAGAGAUAUGUGAUACGUCAAGCCCAACGAGAAGCUUACCCAGAUGAAACAGACAUUCUUCUGAAACCAACGAACGAAUCAUCAAAGAGCAUUUCUAAAAACAGUUCGUUGUUCAAGUUGACGCCCUGGCUGGAUAACUACGGAAUCAUGCGAAUGCGCGGCAGAAUCAACGCUUGUACCCAAGCCACCGAAGAUGCCAAAAAUCCUAUCAUCCUCCCACGCAACCACCACACCACAGAUCUUCUAAUCACACACUAUCACAAUAAGUACCACCACCAAAACCAUGAGACUGCCAUAAAUGAAAUCCGACAGAAAUACUGCAUUCCUAGACUACGAACGACAUAUGCGAAGGUACGAUACAACUGCCAACACUGCAAAAACCAACGAGCCACCCCACGGCCACCCAUAAUGGCCGACCUGCCGUCCGAGAGACUAGACGCCUACGCUCGACCUUUCACGCAUAUUGGAAUUGAUUAUUUCGGACCAGUGGAAGUCGUUGUGGGCCGUCGAGUGGAGAAACGUUGGGGUAUGCUGAUAACAUGCCUGACAAUCCGUGCAAUCCAUAUAGAAGUUGUGAACACUUUAAAUACCGACUCGUGCAUUAUGGGACUUCGCAUCUUCAUAGCACGUCGAGGUACACCCAAGACCAUCUACAGCGACCGUGGAACCUGCUUCAUCGGAGCAAGCCGCGAAUUACGAGAAGCAGCGAUGACAAUCAACCAGAUCGAGGUGAUGAAAGAGUUCAGCGGUGCCGAGAUAACCUGGAAGUUUAACCCGCCAUCAUCACCCCAUAUGGGUGGUAGUUGGGAACGUCUCGUCGGUGUAGUCAAACGGAACCUUAUGACAAUUAGCCCUCCACACAGGCCAAACGAUGAGAUGCUUCGAAGUCUUCUGGCCGAAAUCGAAAACACCGUUAACACUCGGCCGCUGACACACGUCCCAGUCGACGACGAAUCCGCACCUGCUCUUACCCCUAAUCACUUCCUCCUGGGGUCGUCCGACGGCUCUAAACCACUUUGCGCUCUUGACGAUAGCGGAACAACUCUGCGGAGAUCCUGGCGAAUGUCUCAACAGUUGGCCAACCUAUUCUGGAAACGUUGGCUUACCGACUAUCUACCGGAGAUCACACGCAGAACAAGAUGGUAUGCGAAUACCAAGCCAAUAGCGAUCGGCGACGUAGUCAUCAUCGUUGACCCGAAGCUGCCGAGAAACUGUUGGCCAAAAGGCAAGGUCAUCGGAACUAGUGUCAGCCAAACGGACCACCAGAUCAGGGCGGCGACGGUGAAAACUGCAAACGGAAUACUCGAGCGCCCUGUAGCCAAGCUGGCCGUAUUGGAUGUACGGCGCGACGAUCUGUAA
This is a messenger RNA of Armigeres subalbatus, 5796 nucleotides long. RefSeq lists its product as uncharacterized. Lineage: Eukaryota; Metazoa; Arthropoda; Insecta; Diptera; Culicidae. Gene Ontology annotation, molecular function: nucleic acid binding. The transcript has a single exon. Bases 1 to 5796 code for a protein of 1931 amino acids. Gene Ontology annotation, biological process: DNA integration. The record is from RefSeq and is a predicted model, not a curated record.